Messenger RNA from Lotus japonicus, 2881 nucleotides. RefSeq lists its product as uncharacterized. Gene Ontology annotation, biological process: meristem development; meristem maintenance. The transcript has 5 exons. Lineage: Eukaryota; Viridiplantae; Streptophyta; Magnoliopsida; Fabales; Fabaceae. Bases 1 to 2736 code for a protein of 911 amino acids. The record is from RefSeq and is a predicted model, not a curated record.
AUGGGUUUGAAGAGUGGUUCUUCCCAACCAUCUACUGUGUCAAAGAAAGCUCCUAGGAAGCCGAAGACAAGAUACCCAGCAAGAAAAACCUACAUGUCCAAGGCUCAAAACAAAGAACUCUCCAAUGUUCCUCUCUGUGAGGAUGUUACUGAUGAAGAGGAAAUCGAUGCUGAAGACUCUCCUGUGAAAUCGCCUCCUGAUGUUGUGCCUGAUGAUGUUGAUCCAAAGAAUGACAAUUCUGAGGAUACCAAUUCUGCAGAACCAACCCAGGCUCCAGCCCCUGUUCAGGACAUCUCUGAUGAUGAUUCUGAUGAUGAGCCCCUGGUUAAAUCCAUUCCUGAUAGCACUGCUGCCAGGAUGAAAAGAAAAAGAAGGGUCUCUACUCCAGAAGCCACUCCCUCUCCACCAAAGAGAUCCAAGUCAAUUCCUGUAACCUACAAAUCUAGACAAGCAAGUGUGAAGGAUAAGGGAAAGCAGAAGGCUGUCAAGACUCCAAAGCUUCACUUUCCUCUUUCUCAGGCUACUCUGGUCUAUUGUGAUAAUGUUAGUGCUAUCUACCUAUCUGGCAAUCCUGUCCAGCAUCAGCGCACUAAACACAUUGAGAUGGACAUUCACUUUGUUCGCGAGAAGGUCGCCCGUGGUCAGGCACGCAUCCUUCAUGUUCCUUCUCGUCACCAGAUUGCAGACAUCUUCACUAAAGGCCUUCCUCGAGUUCUAUUUGAUGAUUUUCGCUCCGGUCUCAGCUACUACAGAUUUUCAGGCAUAGUGGUUUUCACUUUUCAUACCAUAGCCAUGAAUGAACCAUUGGAGACCAUCAUGGAGGUGAGGGAAGAUUUCAUGGUUUCACCAGCUGGUGAUAGUGAACCAACUUUCAGAACUGCCCAUUUUCUGAAACCUAUUGCUACCUCCAUUGAUGGAACAGUUUCUGAGAUUUUCUCAUCCUCUGUGCCACCCAUGCUUGAAACUGAACCAAAGGAGUAUGAAGUUGUGUGGAAGAAAGUUGGCAUCUUUGAAGCCAUCAUGAGCACCAAGUUCAAAAUUGUGAAAAACCAUGACUUAUUAUUUGAGGUUGCAGAGAAGUGGUGUUCUCAGACAAACACCUUUGUGUUUCCAUGGGGUGAGGCCACAAUCACAUUGGAGGAUGUCAUGGUUUUGGGGGGUUACCCUGUUCUUGGUGACCCUGUUUUCACCUCACUUCAGAAUCAGGAAAUGAGAGAGGUUGAACAAAAAUUGAUUCUUGCAAGAAAAGAACCUUGGAGGAGGAGAAAAUCUAAGGCUUAUGUAUCAAUAUGGAUAGAUAUUUUCAUUAAUAGUGGGAGUGAAAUUGAGCAUGAAGCAUUCCUUGUUGCUUGGUUGUCAUUGUUUGUUUUUCCUCAUCAAGACUAUGUAAAUCAGUCUGUAUUUCCUAUUGCUAUUCUUCUUGCUAGAGGUAAUCCUAUUGCUUUGGCACCAGCAGUUUUGGCUAGCAUAUAUAAGGAUUUGGGCUUGUUGAAAGAAACAAUAGCUGGUUUGACAAAAAUUCCAGUAGCUGCUGAUAAAUUGGACAAGGAGUUAGAGGUUACUCUUGAGUCACCCUUUUACUUGGUUCAAAUUUGGUUGUGGGAAAGGUUCCAAAAUUUGCAGCCAGAGACCAAUGUGAUCAAAGAUGGAGACCCUUUAUUGUUCAGGUGGCACAAGGUUAAGGGCAUGAAAAUUGACAAUGCAAGGCUGGCACUGAACUCAGCUAUGGGUGAUUUUCUUUGGCGUCCAUAUGUUAGAUAUGGUGGUAAGUGCAGGGCAUUUUAUCCAGAAAAUGAAAUUCAGCAGGUACCAUUUGAGGCAGAUUUGGACAAAGAGCUAGCCUCAUUCGUUAGGUGCAUGAGAGUUUCUGAGCUUGUUGGAAUUGACUCUACCAUCCUGCAGUACUGCCCUCAUCGAGUUGCUAUGCAGUUCGGAAUGGAUCAAGAUGUCCUGGAUUGUGUGCCGGUAUUCAGAAGGACUGAAGGUAUUGCUUGGGAAAAUUACUGCAGGCCCAUAUCUGAUAGAAAUUUGUAUUUUCCAUCAAGGCUUUUUGAGGCAGAUGUUACCACACGUUAUGCAAGGUGGUGGAAGCAAUCAGUAAUGCAUCAUCAAGAUUUUGCUGUCAAUAUUGUGCAUAGGAAAAGAAGCACAAUGCCAUCAACAUGUGGACCUCAUGUAGUAAAAGAAAACAUAAGUUGUAAUGUUGCUGAUGUUCCACCUGUGUUUCCUCCCAAACUUAUUAGCACUGUUGUUGUUGGAAAAUCUUGUGAUGAUGGUUCAAAAACUGUGGAGGUUGAUAAUGAUGCCGAUGUUACUUCUGGUUUUCUUCCUAAUCAUUUGCAAGUUGUCCCUUUUGGAAAUUCUGUUCAAGAUGGUUCCAAAGCUAAUGGAAAUACUGCUGUUGAUGUUCCAACCAGUUUUCCCCCAAAACAUGAUGCACUGAGUCCUUGCAUUUAUGUGAAGAAUCCUAAGCCUGUCUUGGAAGAGGACAAGUGUUGUGGCAUGGCUCAAGGUUUGGCUAAUGUAGAAGAUAACACUGUAACUUCAUUAGGGAGAUUGAAGGAAGAUUUUGAAGAUGCAAAUGGGAAUAAAGAACCAAUGCUGUCUACUGAUAGAGUAAGGCUAUCUGGGAUCCAAGGUGAAAGCUGUGUAAAUGUUGUGGAACUUAAAAGGAGAAUUCGCAGACUUGAGAGAGUGAUUUCAAGAUUAAAGAAAGCAAGGUUUGGAAACAUUUGAAAAUUUAUUACCUGAUUAGACUAAAACAUUAUCACUUGUUAACAUUUGUUGUGUCCUUUUUUAUGCUUUGGGAGAAUGGAGAGAGGAUAAUAGAAUGAGGAGUGAAUUGAGAUUUGAGAAUGGAUGGGGCAAGUUUCAUUUUACA